AUGUCUACUCAUACUUACAAAAAAUUUGAAAAUUCUGAUUCAGGCGAUUUGCCUGAUAAGAUGACAAUCUAUCAAGAUUGUAUGAACGAAUUUAAUGAAUCUCCUGUUAAUUCAAAAAGAUGUCGUUUGUUAAUUUCUCGUUUGUUAAGACUAAUGGCACAAGGUGAAACUUUCCCAGAAAGCGAAGCUACUGCCUUAUUCUUUUCUGUUUCAAAAUUAUUCCAACAUCAGAAUGAUUCUUUGAGACAAGCCGUGUAUUUAGCUAUUAAAGAAUUGAGUGGUAUCUCUGAAGAUGUCUUGAUGGCUACCUCUUCCAUUAUGAAAGACGUUCAAAAUGGUUCUGAUUUAAUCAAGCCAAACGCUAUUAGAUCUUUGACCGUCGUCUUGGAUGAAUCAACUGCUUUCUCAGCUGAAAGAUUAUUGAAAAGUGCAGUCGUCAGCAAAAAUCCAACUAUUUCUUCCGCUUCAUUGACUGCUUCAUAUCAUCUAUUGCCAAUUUCUGAAACUACUAUUAAGAGAUUCACCAAUGAAGCUCAAGAAGCAGUAGUAGACUUGAAACCAUUCCCACAAAAUGAUGUCACUGGUGAUUAUUAUCCAAAUUCAACUUUUAUUACACAAUACCAUGCUUUGGGUUUGUUGUAUCAGUUAAAGAAGAACGACAAAAUGUCAUUAAUGAAAUUAGUCAGACAAUUCGCUGAAACUAAUAACUUGAAAAAUCAACUGGCUAAAGUUCAAUUGGUUAAAUUGGUUAAUGACAUUGUUCAAAGAGACCCUCAAUUAUUCACUCAAUUCCAACAAUUAUUAUACAACUGGUUGUCAAACAAAUUCGAAUCAGUUCAAUUGGAAACAAGUAAAUUGAUCACCUCUUUUGCAACUACCAAUCCUCGUUUGGUUUCUCCAGAAUUAUUCGCCGCUGCUAUUCAAACUUUACAAGGUUUGUUGACCGUCCCAAGAGUUACAACUAAAUUUGCAGCUUUAAGAAUUUUAAACAGAAUCUCUAUGGUUUCUCCAGAAAAAAUAGUCAUCUGUAACCCAGAAUUAGAAUCUUUGAUAAACGACUCAAAUAGAAAUGUUUCCACAUAUGCUAUUACUAUCCUAUUGAAAACUGGUACCGCUAAGAACAUUUCUUCAUUGAUUUCUACUAUCACCAAGUUCAUUCACGAAGUAUCUGAUGAUUUCAAAAUUAUUAUCAUUGAUGCAGUUAGAACUUUAUCAUUAAACUUCCCUCAAGAGUGGAAAUCCAUUUUGAACUUCUUAAUUGAUGUAUUGAAGAAUGGUGAAGGUGGUUUCAAAUUUAAAAAUAGUAUUGUCGAAGCUUUAAUAGAUAUUGUUUCGUUUGUCCCACAAUCUAAAGAAUUAGCUUUAGAAAACUUAUGUGAUUUCAUUGAAGAUUGUGAGUUUAACGAAAUCUUGGUCAGAAUUUUACAUUUGUUAGGUAAAGAAGGUCCAUACACUUCUAACCCUUCUUUGUACGUUAGACAUAUCUACAACAGAGUUGUAUUGGAAAAUUCUAUUAUUAGAUCUGCAGCUGUAGUUUCUCUAUCCAAAUUUGCCUUAGCAAAGAACGACCCAACUUUAAAAGAUUCGAUUGUCAGUCUAUUGAAAAGAAUUGCUAACGACAAGGAUGAUGAAGUUAGAGAUAGAGCUUCUAUUGCUUUACAAUUUAUUGAAUCUUCUGAAUCUACAGGUGAUUCUGCAAAGGAUUUGAUUCAAGCCAAAUAUUCUUACGACUAUCAAUCUUUGGAAUCAAAAUUGGUCUCAUAUAUGUCCGAUUCAGAUGCUUUUAAAGCUCCAUUUGAAGGCAGUACAGUUCGUAGAAUUACUGAUGAUGAAGCCAAGGCUAUGGACUUGAAGAGAAAGCAGGAACAAUUACAAAGCGGUUCCCUUGAAUCUGGUGCUGGUUCUUCAGGCUCUUUGGAAUCUGGUAGCACUCCAGAUGAAAGAGCUGAUAAGGCAACCUACAAGGGCCCAAGUGUUGAUCAACAUAAGGAAGAUUUAUUGGCAACCAAAUACGCAGACGAAUUGUUAUCAAUUGAGCAAUUUAAAGAAUUUGGAACUUUGGUUAACAGCUCCAAUUCUGUUGCUUUAACUGAACCAGAAGCUGAAUUUGUUGUCCGUGGUGUUAAACACUUAUUCAAAGAGCAUGUAGUAUUUCAAUUCAGUAUUACUAACACUUUAACUGAUGUUAUUUUGGAUAAUGUUUCUGUUGCUUGCACACCAGAAGAUCCGGAAAAUUCCCAAUUAGAAGAAUUAUUUACUAUUCCAAUUGAUAGACUUGCGCCAUCAACUGAAGCUGCUUCAUACAUCGCCUUCAGAAAAUCCGAAGAUAUUGUAAUGGAAGGUUUCUUGUGUAACUUGACAUUCACAACUAAAGAAUUGAACCCAGAUACUAACGAACCAUUUGAUGGUGACGAAGGUUUCCAAGACGAAUAUGAAAUUGAUUCUAUCUUCUUAAACGCUGGUGAUUACAUCAAGAGCUCCUUCAUAGGUGAUUUUACCACCACAUUUGAUGAAUUACCAAAUGAAGAAGUUGCAGUAUAUAAUAUCCAUGAAAACAUAUCAUUACAAGAAGUUAUUGAUAAAUUGGUCACCAAUACAAGUUGUCUACCAUUAGAAAAUACUCAGUUUGCACCAAAUGAUUCAAAUAGUCAUGUUUUGAAAUUAUUUGGUAAGAGUGCUUUAACAGGUGUUAAGAUUGCAUUAACCGUCAGAAUGAUUAAGAGUUCUAAAGGUAUCGCAUUAAAGGCACAAGGUAAAUCAGAAGAUGCUACCUUAUGUGCUGAUUUGGUAAAUGGGUUGAUGUAA
Molecule: messenger RNA, 2805 nt
Organism: Vanderwaltozyma polyspora DSM 70294
Lineage: Eukaryota; Fungi; Ascomycota; Saccharomycetes; Saccharomycetales; Saccharomycetaceae
Gene: SEC21
Product: coatomer subunit gamma
Exons: 1
Coding region: 1-2805 (934 amino acids)
Biological process (GO): intracellular protein transport; intra-Golgi vesicle-mediated transport; protein secretion
Cellular component (GO): endoplasmic reticulum; Golgi membrane; endoplasmic reticulum-Golgi intermediate compartment
Molecular function (GO): structural molecule activity
Source: RefSeq, a predicted model, not a curated record